CCUUCCCUCCCGCAGGCGCCGCUCUGUCCCUGCCCCGCUCCCGUCCUUCCUCUCUCUCUAUGGUGCUCCGCGCAGGCCCCGCCCUGCGGGGGAGGCGGCCAUCUUGGCCGGGUGGCGGCGGGAGCACGUUGUGCCGGACCGCGCUCGGCAGCUGCGGCGGCCGCUGAGCCCGGUCCGGAAGCUGGACCCCGUUUGUCGAUCUGGAAGACAGAUCACCCUCAUAAUUGGUGAAUGCGUGUAACCAUCAACCGUGCAUUAUGGCAGACAAAUUAACAAGAAUUGCUAUUGUCAACCAUGACAAGUGUAAGCCAAAGAAAUGCCGUCAGGAAUGCAAAAAGAGUUGUCCUGUGGUUCGAAUGGGAAAACUUUGCAUAGAAGUCUCACCACAGAGCAAAAUAGCAUGGAUCUCUGAAACACUUUGUAUUGGUUGUGGGAUUUGCAUCAAGAAAUGUCCUUUUGGAGCCUUGUCAAUUGUUAACUUACCGAGCAACCUGGAGAAAGAAACAACACACAGAUACUGUGCCAAUGCCUUCAAACUUCACAGGUUGCCUAUCCCUCGUCCAGGUGAAGUCCUGGGUUUGGUUGGAACCAAUGGUAUUGGAAAAUCAACUGCCUUGAAAAUUCUAGCAGGAAAGCAGAAGCCAAAUCUUGGAAAAUAUGAUGAUCCACCUGACUGGCAAGAAAUUUUGACUUAUUUCCGAGGUUCUGAAUUACAAAAUUAUUUCACCAAGAUCCUGGAAGAUGACUUAAAGGCUAUCAUUAAGCCUCAGUACGUGGACCAGAUCCCUAAAGCUGCAAAGGGAACGGUGGGAUCAAUUCUGGAUAGAAAGGAUGAAACAAAGACACAAACUGUUGUAUGUCAGCAGCUUGACUUAACCCAUCUGAAAGAAAGAAAUGUUGAGGACCUUUCAGGAGGAGAGCUUCAGAGAUUUGCUUGUGCAGUUGUUUGCAUUCAGAAGGCUGAUAUCUUUAUGUUUGAUGAGCCUUCGAGCUACCUGGAUGUCAAGCAGCGCUUGAAAGCUGCCAUUACUAUUCGAUCCCUAAUAAACCCUGACAGGUACAUUAUCGUUGUAGAGCAUGAUCUAAGCGUGUUAGAUUAUCUCUCUGACUUUAUCUGCUGCCUGUAUGGUGUGCCAAGUGCUUACGGUGUUGUCACUAUGCCUUUCAGCGUAAGAGAAGGCAUAAACAUCUUUUUAGAUGGCUAUGUUCCCACUGAAAAUCUGAGGUUUCGAGAUGCAUCUCUGGUGUUUAAAGUGGCUGAAACAGCUAAUGAAGAAGAGGUUAAAAAGAUGUGUAUGUACAAAUAUCCAGGAAUGAAAAAAAAGAUGGGAGAAUUUGAACUAUCCAUAGUAGCUGGAGAAUUUACAGAUUCUGAAAUCAUGGUGAUGUUAGGGGAAAACGGAACUGGCAAAACUACAUUUAUCCGAAUGCUUGCAGGAAGACUUACACCUGAUGAAGGAGGUGAGGUCCCAAUUCUAAAUGUCAGCUACAAGCCACAGAAGAUCAGUCCUAAAUCUACAGGAAGUGUUCGUCAGCUACUGCAUGAGAAGAUAAGAGAUGCCUAUACCCAUCCCCAGUUUGUAACUGAUGUAAUGAAACCUCUUCAAAUAGAAAACAUCAUUGACCAAGAGGUUCAAACGUUGUCCGGUGGUGAGCUGCAGCGUGUUGCAUUAGCUCUUUGUCUUGGUAAACCUGCAGAUGUCUACCUAAUUGAUGAACCUUCAGCAUAUUUGGACUCUGAACAACGUCUAAUGGCUGCUAGAGUCAUGAAACGUUUCAUUCUCCAUGCUAAAAAAACAGCUUUUGUGGUAGAACAUGACUUUAUCAUGGCUACAUAUCUUGCUGAUCGGGUGAUUGUUUUUGAUGGUGUUCCUUCCAAGAACACAGUUGCAAACAGUCCUCAGACUCUCUUGGCUGGAAUGAAUAAGUUUUUAUCUCAACUUGAAAUCACUUUCAGAAGAGAUCCUAACAACUACAGACCAAGAAUAAACAAACUCAAUUCAAUCAAGGAUGUGGAACAAAAGAAGAGUGGAAACUACUUUUUCUUGGAUGACUAAAUAUUGAAUCUGAGCAUCUUUUGUAACUGGCCCAUAGAAAUGCAUAUUCAAAUCAAAUAUUGAUGGAUAAGAAGGCUCAAUUGAGUUUUAGAACACUUCAUUUUUUUGGAGCUUAAACCUGUGCUGCGUGUAACAUCUGAGACCAAUAGCAGUAUAAAAUCUAGUCUGACUAAAACUGCCACUUUCUAUAUUUUGGUGACACAGCCCUAUUUCCAGUGUUAUAAUUCCAAACAGACCAUCUUGAAAUUGUGCAAGUGAGGCUCCAGCUUUUUCAAAAUUACCAGGAGGUUUUCAAUUCCAUCUAUUCUACUCACAUACCAGGUGCUUACUGGACUUCCAAGUUUUUUAAAAUCAUUGAAGCUUUUCUGUACAAGAUGGAGACUUACCAGGAAUGUCAAGAUACAGAAGAUCCUCUUAUUUUAAAAAGGCUGAAUCUCUCUGUAUGAGGGUUUCAUAAAUAAAUGUCCUCCAAACUUACAGCUCUUCUGUGAUACGGUGCAAAAGUUCUGAUGGAGCAGUGUCUGUGUGGUUAUAGGAUGUCACGCACACCUUUAUCACAUUACAAAAAGAAACAAAAGGAAUACCAACCACCUAUAACAGUGUAAAGAAGGACAUUAUAUCUUUAAGUCCUCAAUCCAUAUGCAUCUUCUCAGACCUAGGUACAAGAGAAUAAUCAAAUAAAGUCUCAAGGAAAACACUAAAAUCCUGUCAAGCUUGUGUCACUUAAACUUGCAUAAGUGAAAAAAAAAGAUUCCCGGCUGGCUUCAUGUCCCAGCUGCUUUGCUUUACACACUCUGCAGUAGAGGAAGAAGUAGGUUUUCUAAGUAAUAAAACAUUUCUAAAGUAAUGAUGUCAGCAGAACCUUCCUUGACUGUAUUGCAAUCCAGCUAUGUGGAGCUGAAGAGAAUGUGUACGUAGAAGCUUGUGACAAAGCAGUAAUUUUAUGUAAGAGGGUAGGGCAGUUCAUAUGUUGGCACAGUGUACCUCAGAUUUAUCAGGUUUAAGAAGCUGAACAAAGUAUGGCUUCAGCUUUUAUGUACACAACAGAGCAUACCUUGGUGCUCAGAGUUUGAAUAGCACUAUAAUGAGCUCAGUGGUUACAUCCCCCAGGACUCACUUAGUUCAACUUGAAAUCCUGGCUGGAUUACAAAACAUAAAGGCCCCCCAACACAUCCACUACAAUUUUAGACAAGAACAGAAAUUGAGUGCAGUAGUUUAUGAGCUUUUAAAGUCAGUUUUGCAGCUUGCCUACAUAUUGCCUGCUGAGUGGGUAAAGUCCUGCUGCUAUUUACAGGUAGUUUUGUCAGCAGAACUAAACCACGCAUCUAAUAUUGCAACAAUUUCCAAUACAUGAAUAUAUUUAGAAAGAAAGUUGAAAACACAAACAUUUAUUUCAAUUAGGAGUUUUAUACAUCACAUGCAUCUGGAAAGAAAUCGUAACUAUCACGCAGGUUUCCUGAUAAAGGGUGUGCAAUCACCUCUUACGCUAGUAUUUACAGAGAUAUAAAAAUAUACACAACACUUAAUUUUACAGAGCAGAGCUGAGUGAACACCGCACACUGCACUCUUAACGAAAAGUCCCAACUGGAAGAGCAACAGUAACACUGCAAGAGAUCAUUAUAAGGGUCUGAAAAAACAGCAUCAGAUCUCCGAUACAGUGUAAAAAUAUAAGGCAGAAGCCAUUUUCUUCUGAAGUCUGGGGAAGAGCAGAACACAGACUAUCCAUCUUGCUUUUAAAAAGUAGUUCCAGCAGUGAGUUGUACAUGCAAAACAUAAAUUUGCAUCAACAGUGCAAUAACAAAAAGAAUACUGAACAGUAGCUCAACCAUACAAACUUAAAAAAAAAAAAAA
This is a messenger RNA of Phasianus colchicus (ring-necked pheasant), 3908 nucleotides long. RefSeq names its product ATP binding cassette subfamily E member 1 (gene ABCE1). Gene Ontology annotation, molecular function: ATP binding; ATP hydrolysis activity. The record is from RefSeq and is a predicted model, not a curated record. NCBI's taxonomy places the organism in Eukaryota, Metazoa, Chordata, Aves, Galliformes, Phasianidae.